This is a messenger RNA of Rhodofomes roseus, 2025 nucleotides long. RefSeq names its product DNA replication regulator Sld3. The record is from RefSeq and is a predicted model, not a curated record. The transcript is spliced from 4 exons. Gene Ontology annotation, biological process: DNA replication initiation. The coding region runs from base 120 to 1838 and encodes 572 amino acids. Lineage: Eukaryota; Fungi; Basidiomycota; Agaricomycetes; Polyporales; Fomitopsidaceae. Gene Ontology annotation, cellular component: DNA replication preinitiation complex.
ACCAUCCUUGCUUGCGACCACUUGCUCUGUUAUUGGCGUCCCCAGCAGAUCAGUGUGCAGACCACUCAGAUUCAUUGAACUACGCUAAUCACACCACCACAAUCACUCGGGCUGUUGUCAUGGUCGCUAUCCUACCUCCGGUCUACUCUCUCUCUGCGGAGUGUCCCGUCAAAUGGACCGUUGCGCAAGAGCGUGCGCUGAACAGUGAUGCGCAAGGAUGCGGGAGUGGCCUUGGUACUACAGGUGCGGCUGCCUACGCAAGGAAAACAUAUCUGCGAUUUCUUUGGCUCCCUGAGUCAAUGAUGCCUCUUCGGGCCCUCGUCCCGUCUCUCUGGCGGAUCCAGUCGGACCCAUCCUCAUCCUCAUCCUUCCGCAGCAACUCACAUCCUCUGCAUGAGCUCCUUCGCCCGCUCCUCCUCACGCCCCGGUCUGCGUCGCAGAAGUACCACACUCGUCUCAACCAAAUGAUCGAAGAGGAAACCAGCGCGGGAGACGACGAAGAGCAAAUGGUGUGGCUCGCCUAUCGAAACGCAAAGGGUGACGCGGAGCUAGUGGAGCAGACGCAAGACGCGAGCGGCACCGUGAGCAUGUUCGAUGCAGAGGAGGCGUGGAAGGACCGGUGGCUAGCGAAGAUGGAACAGCGCGAAGUUCAGAUACAGAUCAUCCUCCAUUUCUUUCUCCUCUCCCUCCCAGGUGCCCCGUCACAGCUCCCCGAAGAACCACAGCCCGAGCUCCCGGCGUAUCUCUCGCCGUCCAAGAAGCGGAAGCGCAAACACAAGGUAGCCACGCCUCCGCCGCAGGGCCCUACCCUGGAGGAGUGCAUCGAGCUCUUCAUGGACAAGCUGUCGAUGUGGCAGCUCAUGUCCGCACUCGACGCGCAAGACGCACAACGGGACCGGGGAAACCCACACGCGAAGGGUAAGCAGAAAGCCGCAGACGAGCGGGACUGGAUGCAGGCCUUCUGCGAGGACAUUGUCGAGCCACGGUUCAAAACGAAGCUGCCCGAUCUGUGCAAGCUUCUGCGCUCGAAGGUGUUCCAGGACUCGUCCUUCACGGACGACCCGGACGACCUACUGUCCUCUCCGCCCGUGUCCCCGCGCCCCGCCGCUAAGCGCCUCAAGACGUCCGCUGCCUCCUCCCAACACACUUCUUUCUCGCGCACGCAGCCACGCACGAAGGAUGCACAGCCAGACCCGCGCGAGCUCCAGCGUGCACGCUCGCGCUCCCUGACAGUGACCCUCGAGCAGGAACGCGCGCGCUCGCGCUCGAUAAGCACCGGCCCGGGGAACGCCCUCCGGAAGCGCGCCAUCGUGCGCGAGGUGAGCAUGACCACGGCGUUCAAGAGCAAGGCGCAGGCCAAAGCGCGGGAGAAAGAACAGGCGACUGCGAAGGCCAGGGUAGCAGCGCAGAAGGAGAAGGCGAAGACGCUUACUGACGCCGGUGCGGCGAAGGCGCUCGCACGCACGAAGAGUAGCGUUAAGGGCGUUACGCUUGUCGAGGCGACGCCGGUGAAGCCUAAGGAGCGUUCUGGCCGGGGGGCGUCAGAGACUGAGGAGCAUGGUGAGAUGGAGGCGGGCGAGGGCGCUGCGCCGUUACCGAGGUGCGAGCUCGGGAACAUCGUGGAGGGCGACGAAGAUGAGGAUGAGUGGACGCUGCCAAGCUCGCCCGACAUCUUGCUGCUUGGAUCAGGCUCGGGCUCGGGCUCGCAUCUCACGAAUGCGAGUAGUCGUGUAUCCGACGACGACGACGACGACGACGACGACGUACUCGGUUGGAUGGCGAGGAAUACCCACCUAGUAACGGACACACCCACUAAGCCGAAACGUACGAAACAUUAGGGAGGUGUAUUCUCACGAUGCAAUAGAUUAAGGUGCCAGUCGCAUCCCGGUCAUCAUCCAUAGUGGUUAUGAGUUACAACACAAAUGAGUGCAUGUUACGCGCAUCCUGCGAGCGCCCGGUAAGGUGUUUUGCUAGAAUCUGAAGUGCCCCGCGAAGACCUGGCCGCAUCAACACAAAACAAUGGCU